GCGAGGUUGUGACUUGUAAUCUGUCAAUAGUUUUGAGCACGAGUGUGUUGGUUUACUAAUUGGUUACUAAUUUUUAGAAAGUUAAUGAUUAUCGAAACGAUGAGUUAUUCAAAAUUUGAUUUGACUUUUAAAAUAGGACAAUAUUUGGAUAGGCAUCUUGUGUUUCCUUUGUUAGAGUUUUUAGCAGCAAAAGAGACGUAUGACCAGUCCGAACUUUUGCAAGCUAAAUUGGAGAUACUAAGUAAGACAAACAUGAUAGAUUAUGUUAUCGACAUAAGAAGUAUGCUUUACCCAGAUGAAGACACACCAGAGGAAAUUAAAAUGAGGAGAGCAGUUGUACUGUCACAGCUACAAGAACUGCAGGAUGCUGUUGAACCAGUCCUAAAGUUGAUGCAACGGGACGAUGUUAUGAAAACUGUUGAAACUAUGAGAGAUCCUAAAACUCUUAUUAACUUUUUGACUACCAAUAAAGAGUUUGAGUUUAAAAUUGAGAUGAUCGAUAGUAUGUAUCAAUUGGCAAAAUACCGUUAUGAGUGCGGUAACUAUGUUGAAUCUGCAUCAUACCUGUACUUCUGCCAGUUAGUGAUGUCACCUACUGAUAAGAACUAUUUGUCGGUUCUCUGGGGCAAAUUGGCAAGUGAAAUUUUGGUCCAAAACUGGGAUGCUGCACUCGAUGAUUUAACAAAGUUACGUGAAUUCAUCGACAAUGGUGGCGCAGGCGCUACUGCAAACAAUAUGCAAGCUCUUCAACAGCGUACGUGGCUGGUUCACUGGUCUCUUUUCGUGUUUUUCAAUCACGUGAAAGGCCGUGACCUAAUUAUCGAGAUGUUCCUGUACAAACCAUUGUACUUGAAUGCUAUUCAGACCAUGUGUCCACACAUACUUCGUUACCUGGCCACAGCUGUCAUAAUUAACCGAUCUCGCAGAAAUGCUCUCAAAGACCUCGUUAAAGUCAUUCAGCAGGAAGCAUACACAUACAGGGACCCAAUAACUGAAUUUAUUGAACAUCUAUACGUUAACUUCGACUUUGAAGCUGCGCGCAGGAAAUUAAACCAAUGCCAAGCGGUCCUCCUAACAGACUUCUUUUUAAUCGCCUGCCUGGACGAAUUUGUUGAAAAUGCUCGUCUGAUGAUCUUCGAAACUUUCUGCCGUAUACAUCAAGUGAUUAGUAUUGGAAUGUUAGCAGAAAACCUUAACAUGCAACCAGAUGAAGCCGAAUGUUGGAUCGUCAACUUGAUACGUAACGCACGCUUGGACGCUAAAAUAGAUUCUAAACUGGGUCACGUCGUAAUGGGAGCCCAACCUCUGUCGCCCUACCAACAACUCGUUGAGAGGAUAGAUUCGUUAGCGGUGCGAUCAGAAGCCCUCACGUCACUUGUAGAAAGGAAACAAAAAACGCGUAAUCAAGAUAUACGUUGGGGCGCCCAAGAAUUCUAACCAACCACAUAAAAUGGCUUACGAGAAACAACUUCGUAUUUUGUUAAUCAAAAAUUUUAAUAAAUAUAAAGAAAAUUGAUCUAA
Melitaea cinxia (Glanville fritillary) is the source of this 1521-nucleotide messenger RNA. It is a transcript of the gene eIF3e, whose product is annotated as eukaryotic translation initiation factor 3 subunit E. Lineage: Eukaryota; Metazoa; Arthropoda; Insecta; Lepidoptera; Nymphalidae. The transcript has 8 exons. Gene Ontology annotation, biological process: translational initiation. The record is from RefSeq and is a predicted model, not a curated record. Gene Ontology annotation, molecular function: translation initiation factor activity. Gene Ontology annotation, cellular component: cytoplasm; eukaryotic translation initiation factor 3 complex; nucleus. The coding region runs from base 85 to 1437 and encodes 450 amino acids.